This is a messenger RNA of Linnemannia hyalina, 1902 nucleotides long. Lineage: Eukaryota; Fungi; Mortierellomycota; Mortierellomycetes; Mortierellales; Mortierellaceae. The record is from the annotation of a GenBank genome assembly.
AUGACCUCAGCCGGCUCCCGCUUCUUUGACAUUCCAGAACUGACCCAUAUAGUCGUGGCAUACCUCGACAAAAACGACAUCUCAACACUUGUACAGACCAGCCGUCAGCUCUGUCGACUCUGCGAGCCAUUACUUUACGCCGACCUGUGCCUCGACUAUGACUCCCGAGAAGCCAAUCUUUUCGAUUCUUAUGAUGCCAUUAUCGCCCUCUCAAGGAACGUCCAGCAUAUCAGGAGGCUAACGAUCUCAGUCAUUGAUAUCGCCAUGCUUUUCAAUUGCAUGCUCGCUUUUCUGGAGGCCACCAAGGAUCCCACUGUCGACAACACUCAGGAGGACCGACCCGAUUGGCUCCCAACUCCAGACCCCAGCUCACCGUGGAUUAUACCCAUACCGCUGAUAACGAAUUUGGAACGACUUGACGCCAAUCUCUUCAAAAAACCGCAAUAUAUCGGUUCAUGUCCGUACUAUCUCCACAGCUGCGAAGAUCCUCAGACCACCCUACUUCAAAUUUCCUGGAUCGUCAGUCUCAACCCACGUCUGAUGGGCCUGAAAAUAGUGCGACCUUUCAUUUCUAACGCAAAUGACUUGAACGCCUUGUCCAACUCGCUCUCUGGAUUGGCGCGGUUAGAGACUUUGGACUUGGAUGGGAUCGUUGCUCGCGAGGAGGCUUGGGAGCUGAUUGGGCGGACGAUUUUCGACAGGUGCAGUUCGAGCGUGCAAGCUAUAUCAGUCAACAUGGACCAAUAUUCUUAUACCGCUGGGUUAGUCAAGGGCCACAACUGGAGCGAUGCAGAGCAACAACAGGAACAUGACGAUUUACAGCCGGCGACACCGAUACCAGCUGCGCGAAAAGCAUUGCGGGAUCUCACCAUGUGGUUUCUCGGCGAAGUCGCUUCCGGGCAAGCCCUCGUCGCCAUACUCCAGCGCUGUCCCGACCUCCAACGACUAUCUUUACCAGGGAUUCAAGGUCAAGUCAGCGGCAGUGCAAUUGGUCGCGCCCUAGGCGCUCACUGUCCCAAGCUACGCAGCCUAUCAUUCUCAAAUUUCAACUUUUACGGAAACAUGACAAUCCCGGUCAAGAUUAUGCUGGCGGUGCCAAAGCAACAGAUCGAGGAGUUCCAAUGGUUCAACUCAUUUGAGCGUCUGGGCGGCGACAGGGCUGACUGGAUGUGGCGUCGACACUCGGACGUUCUUAGGAAAGUGGUCUUUGAGAGUUGCUUUCAUGUGGCGAGCGAUGCUAUACGAACAAUACUCACGGUCUGUCCAGCGCUCGAGCACUUUCAGAUGCAGAUUAAUUCGUUUGAUCAUGUCCAUGGUGGGUUCAUCGAGUUGUCGGAUGCUGUUGAGAGUCCCUGGGUCUGCACCAAACUGAAGAUCCUGGAUCUUGGUGUCGCCAUCCAUGAGAUGCCCGACUUGGAGCCCGGUCAAGAGCCCUACUACACGAGGACACCGAUUGUUGGUCUGACUGAUGAUGAGGAGCAGCAACUCGUCCUGUAUGAGAGAUUGUACCGCCAGAUCGGGGUAUUGACGAGCCUGACCCAUUUGGCGUUGCGAGUGGUGUUGUUGGACAGGGACCAUCCUAUGGGUGUCCAUUACCAUGACAGAAACAGGUCGUUCCCGGCGAUGUUGAGUCUCAAAGACGAGCAGACGGGCCGACCGGGGUAUCUGGACUUGUUCCAGGGGUUGACACAACUGGAAGAGCUCAGGGGAUCGAUGAAUACGAGCGAUAAGGAGACGGCGGUGACGACGGGUUGGGGGGAAGCGCAAUGGAUGUCUCGACAUUGGCCCGCGUUGAAGGUUGCGGCGUUUGGUGGUAGUUAUGACAGGCUGUCUGAGCCGUUCCAGUGGCUUUAUAGGGAGCUUGGUUUGAAGGUGGACACGACGCCCCUUUUUCGGUGGUGA